AUGGUUGAUGCCUCUGUCCAUCGGCCCGUAUCUCCGCUUCGGAGUCGACGCUCCUCCGCCGAACAAAGAGAAUCUGCAGCAUCCGCGGUCCCCUUUCCGCCUUUUUCGCGGCCGUCGCCGUCGCUACCGCAUGGCUUCGAGAGCAGAGCGAGCUUGUCUGUCGUUCCCCCGCCGGCGUCUGGCUAUGGUGGGUGUAUGGCGGGCGCGUCUUCUCCCGCGUCCGUAGGCUCCGCGUCGUCUGUUUCCUCCAUGAGUUCUUCCUCCUCUUCGGUUGCCUCCGCUUUCUCCAUGCGUGCGUCGUCGUCUGCCUCCUCGCGCGCGGGGGUCGCUGAGGCGGCCGGGGGGGAGUCCCGCAGCAGUGCGCUUUCGGCGUCUCCGGCGCAUGCGCACACGCCCGCCGCCACACCUGCGUGGCCUCGCCAUCCCCAUGCCUCAGACACGGGCGCGGCGGCUCUGAGAAGCCUUUCGCCGGGCUCUCCGUCGUCCGUAGACUCGCGGGCUACCGCGGGGUCGCGGCGGCCCCUGGACGUGCCCGCCGCGGGUCCUCGGCCCUUCUCCUCGUCAGGUCUUCUUUCUUCGCCUUCGGAGGAGUCCAAUUCAUCGUUGUCACCAGUCCCGUCUUCGCUCACCUCGCCGACGCCUGUGGAGGAGCGCGCGCCCGACGACGAAGACGCCGCCUCGCUGCCUCCCAGCUACGACGAACGCGGCGACGGGCGGCCUCUCACGCUGUCUCCUUCGUUUAACUGCAAGCGUGACGGCACGCCGUCCUCCGGGCUGCGUCUGUUUCCCGGUUCGAGCUACUCUUCGGCGUCGUCGCGCCGGGAGUCCGCAGACGCGACCCCAACAGUUCGGUACCGAGAAUCGACCGCCUUCGCCUCGUCGUUUGGUCCGCCCUCGCCGUUUACAAGGCCGCGCCGCCUGCCGCGUCACGCAGCCGGCGCCGCCUCGUCGCUGCACAGCCGACGCCGCAGCUCGGCGUCCUCCGCCUACGACGUGAGCGCCCGCCCGGUGGUGCGGGCGCGGCCGGCGGCCGGGGCGGAGAGGCCCGAACGCGCCCGCGACGCAGAUGCCCGCCGCUUCUCGCUGGUCGCGGUGGGGCCUGCGGAGGUCGACUCAGACACGCUGGCGUCCUCUUCGGGCGAAGAGAGCUCUCCGUCCGCGCACGAGACGCCGGCUGAGUUCUUCGACCGCCGCCCCGCCUUCCACGGCUCUGAAGACGAAUACUUCGGCGCCCACCCCUCGAGCUGCGCCGGAGCAACUUUCAGCGGCGCCAGCCACAGCCGUCAGGCGGCCUUCUUCGUGGAUUCUGGGUCUCUCUCACCGGCGCGCGCCCACACCGCCACGCGAACGCUGCGCGCCGCGGUGACGUACGGCGCGAGUCGGGCGGCGCCGGAGGCGGCGUGUCUUCAACACGGUCACCGGCACCGCCACCUUCUGUACGCUGAAGACGUCGCCGCUCAGCAGACGCCGGCGCGCGCGCGCUCUCCUCGCUUUGCGGUGGAGGCGUGUCUCAGCGGCGAGAGCGGGUCGGUGGCAGGUCGCACGCGGACGAUCUCGUCUCCGUCGCUCUUGGAUCUCCCGUCGUCGCCCUCUCCGCGGUCUUCGCUGCGGCUGCCGCUCGACGAUGAGGCUGCAGCGGGGCCGACUGAGGGCGAAGAUCACCGGCGCGGCGGCGGGUGGCGAAAAUUUCUGACAUCGCUGGCGGCGAUGCGAGCGCGGCGUCGGCGCCGCACAACGGACGGCAGCGACUCGCUGCCCGGCGGGGAUGCAGCGACGGUCGUGCCUGGGGACGAAGAAGAAGACGGCGACUCUGGGCCCCACUCGACGUUUUCCGCGUCGCCCCAGCCGCCGGCGUCGCUCGCGAGCCGUCUGGCGGACGCCCUGACGGCCGCGCGCGACGCCUGCGUCGCCUGCAUGCGGCCGGGGCGCCUUCCCGGACGCACGUACUUCUACUUGCUCCUCGUCUGGCUCCUGCUUCUUCUCUUCCUGGUUCUCUGUCUGGGCACGCGCCACCACGAACAGAAACUGUACCGCCUCCGACCCAAACAAGUCGCGGAGCUGCAGCUGCAUACGACGCAGCGGCUGUGGUCGGCGUGCCUCCGCUCAUCGUCCGCGACGCCCAAUCCGUCUUCGCCUAACGCCAGCCUCGCGCCCCUCUCUGGGCUACCCGUGCCGCCGGCGUGUGCGUCGCUGUUUUUUCCAGCGGUGGACUCGUUCGCCCUCGGGGACGGCGUCUCGCUGCCGUCCCUCCACCGCGUGUGCCGGCAAGUAGGCCCGGUGCUUCUCGCGUCUGCAGGGAAGAGACAGCUCGGAGCGAAUGCUCAGCAGAAUCUGCACGAAGUCAGCCUCCAACACCGGGGUGACCCUUCGCCUGAGGCUGUCACGGCUGGAGCGCUUCUCACGUACUUUCUCCAGCCUUGCGAACCCCCCGCGGAGACACAGGGCGCCUCUGCGGCGCGUCCCCUGGCUCCGUGCCCGUCGCGCUCGCCCGCGGCGGACGCUGCGUCCUGCGAGCUGCUCCGUGGCGCGCAGCGGGGCGGCUCCGGAGCGUGGCGCGCCCUGGCCGCGCUCUCUGACUGGUGUCUCUCCCUCAAGGGCCCGCAGGUCGACUCCUCGUUCGGCUCUGCGGAGAAGCCCGCGGCGCUCUCAGGCGCGCCGGAGGCCGCAGAGACGCGCGCGAGUCAGACGGAAGGGUCGCCUCCCCGUUCUCGAAAGCCGAGCGGGAGGGAAGAAGGGGAGUCCUGCGCCGCUUCUUCGUCCGCUGGCAUGUGCGUCCGCGACAGCGCGAGGCUGACAGUCUCCUCUCUGUCGGACGCGUGGUCGAGAGCGCACGCGCCUGCGUCGCUGCCCGGAGUGUCGGGGUCGUCGCCGGUCUUUGCGUUUCCGCGGAACGUGUCCUUCUUCUUCUUCCACAGCGAAGGCUUGCCGUCUUCGUUCCUGGGUUCUGCACGAGAGCUUCUCGUCUGCACGGAGGCAGACGCGCCGCUUUCGCAUGUCUUCGCCUUGCUUCAGAGGUCGCCGGCCUACGUAUCCGCUGCGGCGGCCUUCUCCUCGUUCUCUGCCACGCUCUUCCGCGCCUUACCUCUCCCCGCGCUUCGCGUCAGCGGUGGCGGGGACGCGCCCGAGAGGCUUCGCCCGGGAUUGGACAGCGACAAGCAGACGGGAGGCCCAGCCGCGGUCGCGGCGCCAGAGAGGGCGAACCGAGUCAGCCCUCGAGAAGGGGCCUGCGUGGGGCCCGGCGGCGGAGAGCGCCAAGGCGCGCAGGGACUUUUGUGCGCAGAGGAACACUCAGAUUUUGAGCAUGGUGUCGUCUCGCUUCUCGCGGCUUCUCCCUCCCCUCAGCGGGACUGCCUCAGCAACCCGGAGCGCUGUCUCCGCACGGCAGCGGCGGCUGGCACGAGGGGGGAGUCUGCAACAGGCGACCGCCUGGAGGCCUACGCCAGCACUCUCCGUGCUGCAUUUGGCAACCUGUUGCCGCACGUUUUUCUCCUCAACUACGAGAGCGCCUUGGCGGCUCGAGAGGCCGAGGAGACGCGCGUUGCGGGUUCCGACCCGCUCUCGCCCGCUUGGUUCUCUGGGGACUCCGCUUCGCACAGCCACAAGAGCCCAGGCUCCUCUCCCUCCUUCUACCCUUUGACGUCUUUGCUUCCCGAUUCUUCGCUGCUCUUCGAUUUUUCUGUCUUCUCCACGCCCUGCUACCCGCUCUCGCGCUUCCUUCACCGCCGCCUCGUCAGCUGGGGCGGGCUGCAGCUCCACCUGCUCCUGUUUGGCGGCUGGCUGCACUCGCUCUUCGCCUCUGAGCCCCUCACGCUGCUGCAUGUCCCGCGGGCGCUUUUCCUCGCUCUGCUUUCCGCCUACCGCGGCGCCGUGCUCUACGACGCCGUCAACUGGCUAGAGAAAACCUUCUGGAAGCAGACUGUGGGUCUGUCGCCUCCCGAGGAACUCGCCCCCGAUGCGGGGGCGGGGUCGCUCGCGGGCAACGGGGGAGCCAAGGAGACACGCAGAGGGGGCAGCGAGCUGGAGUCCCUCCCGGCUCGCGGAGACGCAGCGACGAGUGCGCGGACCCCCGGGGCGGCAGACGAGACUGCACAGACACGCAGUGGCGUGAGCGGAGACGGCGCCCACGGCGUCGCCGGUGUCGCGAGGGGACCGGGGCCAGGGACGCCCGCGUCCUCGGGGGGGCAGACGGCCUCUGGGAGAGGCGCUACGGGUGAGGGCGGAGACGAGAGAAGCGGGGGCGGCGCGUGGCAGAGGAGGAGAGACUUCAGCGACCAUGUGGUGCUUUACGUGAUGGCGAUUGUGUUUAUUGCCAUUGAAGUCUCUGCGGCCCGGUCGUCGCAUGCGCCGCCCACCGUCGCUCCAGGGGCGCCUGCGCCGCCGUCGGGCGCCGCGGAGGCGUCCGCGCCUCGGCAGUUCUUCACGCACUUUGCGUUUCGCUUCUCCCGCACGCUCUCCUCGCUUCUUUACGCGGCUGUCUUCAUCUACUACAGCUUGAUCUUCGCCUCCUGCCUGUACAUGGCGUACUACACCGCGCGCUUCUUUCACACGCCGGAAGAAAUUUGGUUGGGCCUCGCCGCCGGGUGCCUCUUCCUCGUUCUCCCCAUCAUCCUCAUUCUCGAAGUGCUUGAGCGGCCCUCCCUGCAGCGCAUCGGCAUUGGGAGCGGCGAGAAGAAGGCCGCGGAACGCGCCGCCGCCGCCGCGGCCGCGAACGCCGCCGCGACCGUGUCUCCGAGCCUGGGCGGGCGGCACCUUUCUUUCUCUGUAUCGCCCCAAGUUGCGGCCUCGCGCCACACAGUGAUAGCAAAGACGAGUUCGCGGCCUGCGGGCGCACACGAGGGGAGAGGGGAGGGCGUCACGCGCACUGUGUCGGCGAUUAUGCGAACCGUCGUCGACGCAGCGUUUGCGCGACGAAGAGCAAGCGUCAAGGUUGCCUCUUCCGAGGCUGCGCUUCUCACGCGCGCCCACGCUGGCGAGGGCGAGGCUGUGUAUCCGACGGGCAUCAUUGGCCGCCAGCGGCAAGCGGAAGAUACGAAACUUGAUUGA
This is a messenger RNA of Besnoitia besnoiti, 5043 nucleotides long. RefSeq lists its product as uncharacterized. Lineage: Eukaryota; Apicomplexa; Conoidasida; Eucoccidiorida; Sarcocystidae. Bases 1 to 5043 code for a protein of 1680 amino acids. The record is from RefSeq and is a predicted model, not a curated record. Gene Ontology annotation, cellular component: endoplasmic reticulum membrane. The transcript has a single exon. Gene Ontology annotation, biological process: lipid storage.